AUGGCAGGAUCAUCCGACAAGUAUGGGCUUUGCCCAAAGUGCAGGACCGGCCGUCGUCAGCGCCUCUCUCGCGUUUCUCGGGAUCUAGGCCAACCGACCGUGGCAUACCGGUUCCUUUGCACAAACCGAAAGGCAGGAGCGGCCCCAUGUGACUACAGCGAAGACCUGGACGAUGACCCGGCCUUGUACCCAGAAAUCUAUUCAGGGCAGCUGCCGGCUACCUACGGGGGAAUCACCUUGGAAGGCGCGGGCCAGGGCGGCAAGAACCUGAGCGCGGCAGGGCAGGAGCUGGAGAAUCGCAAGAUUGCCACGCGCAAGCAGAUCGCCAGGAUGGUCUACAAUCUCAACAAAAAUCAGGAUCAACUCAAAGAGCCUCGAUCAGACUGCCCGACUUGCAAAGUUGGGCGGCUGACCAAGCGGUUCAAGCCGGGAUACUACGACGUUGUGGAAGUCCUUCGCUGCGAGAAAUGCUACAUCGGGAACGAAAUCUUCGGCGGCUGCGGAUACAGCAUGGAUAUCAGGAGGAUUCCUGUUGAGGGUCCUGGAAUGCUAGCCCCCAACAAAAAGGCGCCUCUCCGUACUUUCGAUGGGGUUAACAAUACUUACAGGAACGAAUAUUCCGACUCGGGCGGGUCGGCCAUGCCCUCUGGCGUUGGGACGGCAGGCACGGGGGGCAGCAAGGCCGCGGAGAACUGCGGCGUUGCUGCCACCCAGGGUCUGGCCAGCACCCAACAGCCAGAGGGCCGCCGACCCAACCGGCUCCUACUUAACGGCUGGAACCCCUCCAUCCCGGCUGUCUACGCCAAUUUGUACGCCGGUCCUCGCCCCCAAGGUCCAACUCCCAAUCCUCUCGACAACAUUGACCAGGAACUAGAAGAAGCCCUCGCCCAAGCAAGCAAAAACGCCAUGUACGGCAACAAGAACGGUGCGAGCAAGAGCUCUCGGAGAGGCGCGGGCCCAAAGACCCCGCCCCCUCGCUACUCCCCAUAUUUCCCUCGGCCGCACAGCAGGCCAAACCCGCGCCGCACCACGACUGCCAAUUUCUUCGUGGAGCAGCGGGCGGAGGAAGAAAUUGGGGGGCCUGACGACAAGUCCGGGACCUGGCUGCGGCGACGCGCCAGCAACGAUACCAUGCCACUGGCCACUGCCGGUGAUGAGCCUUCGGCCACGGCCGUGACCACACCUCCGGACGGCGACGUCCGGCCCAGUGUGGCGCGAGCCCGCGCCUUGGUGCAAGCAACCCAGAGCGACACAGCGCGCCAAAUCAGCCAAAAGCGCAGGGAGCAAGAUGAGUGGACGCUGAAACAGCGCACUCGGGCUUUCGCCAACCCGCGCAUGGCCGCUGUGAUCGAGCUGCGGCCCGCGCUGCGCGAGGCCAACCGUCGGGCAGUCAUCGAGGACUCCCGGUGGUUGGAGUCGCGCGGCAACCUGAUCGACCUCACCGACGCUGUGGACAGCGAGGAGGAGCGAGAGAAGGCCCACCUGUCAAUGGACCGCUGGGCGGCCAAGAGGCGGGAGGAAGCGCGGGAAAGGACGAUUGACCAGGCGAAGAGAAAGCGGGUCAUCACCCUUGACAGCGACGAGGAGGAGGAGGUGGAGCCGAAGAGGGAGAAGCUCCAUCCCGACGACGAUGCCGAGCCCAAGGGCGACAAGAACGACCCCAGCAAGCUGUCAGACUCUUUCACGUCCUCCCCCCCAAUCCACCCGAGGAACGAAGCGGAUCUCAUUGGAGAGGUGUCCGACGCCGGCGAGUCUUACCUUGAAGAUUCUGACGAGGAGGCAGCUGAGGAGGACGACGGCGACCCGGAGGAGGAUGAGGAUGAUGAAGGCCAUCCAGAGGAGGAUGAAGAUGAGGAAGAGCUGAACUGGGAAGACUUGGUCGACGAAGAAGACAUUCGAACCUUCGACACCGGCGGUGCCGAUCCACCCAUGUCGCGCUCCGAAAUUGAGGCCUUCGACGAGCUUUGCAGAAAAGAGCUGAGAGAGGCGAGAGAGGCGAGAGAGGCGAGAGAGGCGAGAGAGGCGGGAUACGACGCUGAUAACGAGCAUGGGACCAGCGACAACAUUUAA
Molecule: messenger RNA, 2070 nt
Organism: Dichotomopilus funicola
Lineage: Eukaryota; Fungi; Ascomycota; Sordariomycetes; Sordariales; Chaetomiaceae
Exons: 1
Coding region: 1-2070 (689 amino acids)
Source: RefSeq, a predicted model, not a curated record